CAUGGAUGGAUUGACAUCCAAUUCACGGUCCGACGGGACCCAACAGGACCCUGAUUUUGACACAUCUGAAGCGAAAGUGGAAUCGACAACGACAACACAGCGACCGCUGAAGAAAAGAAGACGCGUCGUCAUAUCAUGCACCGAGUGCCAUAGGCGGAAGCAAAAGGUCUGUAGAUCGUAACCGAAUGCCUAGGUUACCUUAUACCUUAUGUACCGUACUAUUGUGGGUCAGGAUGUAAGAGACCACAGGAGCCGAUGGAUCGAAGCAAGCCAGGAAAAAAAGAGAGAGAGAAAAAAAGUAUGCUGACGGACUCACCCAUAGUGUGAUAGAGGUGAGAGGAAUAGCCACCUGCAACGAAGCAGGCAACGACCCAACAGGGUGCUCGCGUGAUGUUGAUUUCAAGCGUGUAGAUUCGCCUUGCGGUAACUGUGUAUCGAGGAACAAGCAGGAUGUUUGUCGCUACGAGUCGCCGCCAGCACCACCUUCGACCUCGAAGCGGAUCAAGCUUGACGAUAACUCUCGACAGAAGCAAGAGACCAGCCCCCAGGACUCAGUGAGUCGCCUGGAGCAUGUAGACUUGGGGGAAACCUUGCCAAGCAAGGAGGCAAACUUUGGCUAUGCAAACACCACACCGGCUGGCUCCAAUGGUGUUUCGACCCUGGGAUUGCUGCUCAAGAUCGACAAGGUCACGGCCUCGGGGCAGCAAGGCAACGUCGGUGACCACCUGACCCGAGUCACGGCAGAUUCGGAUCGGAGGGUGUCUGACGUUGGCAUCCGCGAGCGGUACAAGAGCAUCCUUCGACGGCUUCCUGCCCGCGACCAUGUCGAGAGGCUGGCUGAAAUAUUCCUAGAGGAGCUCAACCCAAACUACUACCCGCUGGAGCCAGACCUGUUUCGAAACCAACUUGCCGAGUGGUACGACGUCCAUGUCGACCUGCUCGACAAGUCUGGGCCUUAUGCCCUGACCCCCGAGAUGCGUCCAUUCGGCGCGCUUCUGUUUGAGAUAAUCGCUGUCGCCUUGCUGCUCCUGCCGUCUGAGAGCCCCCUUGCAACGCACUACAAGGCACUCAAGGAUGGCGAAGGCAUUCAAGUCGUGGACCUGGCGAUGGACUAUAGCGAGUCCGGUGUCGCCAUCCUGUCGCUGCUCGGCAAGAGGCAAAUGUCGCUGACGACGAUACAGGCCGGCUUCAUACGCGCCAAUUUUCUCAAAUACUGCGCCCUCGUCACGGAAGCGUGGCAUGCCAUUGGCAGCGUCAUCCGCGACGCGCAGGAGAUUGGUUUGCAUAGAGAGGCGCUCGAGCCAAAGCCCGAGGCCGUGACGGCCGGCGACGCCUAUGCUGCCACGGCUGCUGUUUUGCGAAAUCAAUGGCACAUCCAGCAUCGUAGGCGACUUUGGCAUGUCUUGUUCAUGUGGGACACACACGCCGCCGCAGUGCUGGGUCGACCGACCUCGGUAGGCGAGGAGAUUCAGCUUCCACUGCCGGUCGAUUGCCUCAUGCCGCGGGACCGUUCGUCAAGGCCUGUGCAGCCAAGGAGCGCUGACGACCCGCCUACUCCGCUCACUCGCAUGCUUUGGGCACUGAAAGCCAUGGUAUACCUGCGCCAGAUACUCAAGUUGGAAGCCAAAGGCACAAACCCACGGAACUUUGCAUGUGUUGACAAGCUGCAUCAGGACCUGGAGCGGCUCGAAGAUGAGAUACCACCUCAGUUCCGCCUGGAGAACCCAGAUAUCUCUUUCGACGACCAUCCGGAUUGUCGGUGGCUGCGUGCCCAGCGCACCCUUCUACCGCAAAUGUCGGCUUUUAAUUUUAUCGUGCUACACCGACAAUAUGUAUUCACACGAACGCAAUCCCGGAUCGAGGCCCUCAAGGCGUGUCUCAAGAUGCUGGGUGCUCAGCAAAUACAAUUUGCAGCUAUGAAGCCCGAGCAAUACAGAGCAUUUUCGAUCUUCUUUGGAACCUUUGACGCCGUCAUACUCCUUGCGACCCUGUACAUUGUCUUCCCCAAGGAGCAUCUGGAUUUGCUCCCGGAUGCUCUUCAGCACUUCCGAUUCGCGGUAGAGCGGUUCUCGGCCCUCUCUGCAUCCAACAACCUUGCCAGGGCGGGUGUAGGGGUACUCAGAGCGAUUUUUCACAGGUUGAGAAAAUCGCUUACGCUUGCUGGCUCAUGGCCGUCUGAAUGUAUCGACCAACCGUGGCACAAAUUAACAGACGCCGAAGUGCUUUCUUCCUUGGGCGGCGGCAUGGAUACAGUAGUGCCCAGCACUAAGGGGCAACAAGAAGGGCUCGCUCCACACACUGCACAUAUCCCUCGUCACUUGGGCGUUGGAGCUGAGGAUCAAUCGGGGCCAGCCAUUCGGGCACUUGCUCGGGACGGGGAGGAGUGGUUCUUGCCCGAAAACUUUGACUGGUCCGCGGUACAGCCUAUUGCCGCUACCAGCGACCUUCUCUACAAUGACUUGAUGGUUGGUGGCGGCUUGGACUUCGGUGGUACAGGUGGCCAGGAUGGCUGGCAGCAGCCGCAAGCCUGGUGGCCGACAGAUGCUACCGGGUCUGAAACUGAUGUUCAAACCGUCGGCCAUGGCGUUGGGUCUGGGGAUGGUCAACAUGAUGCCAACCCGCCAUUGCAGUUCGAAGGUCACUUUGAUCAGGGAAGUGUCUGGAACAUGCUAAACCUUUACAAUCCGCUUUAGUAAGAAACAGGUUGGAGGAGGAUUGCGCUUUCCUAUACUUCUUUCUCUAGCUUUGAGCUGUCCUGUGCGCCCACCCGUCAAGGUACACCUCACCUGCCUUAACUUGGCAGGUGCCUGAGAAGGUGGCUCAGGUUGGAUAAUGUUUCGAUGGGUUCAUGCUUGCAUUGUCCAGCUUGGACAAAAAAAAUCAGUCAAGUUGCGAAACAUUACAGGAGCUCCUGAGCUGAUUGAUACCCUCGCCAAUUUUUUAUUUUUUUAAAAAAAAAAAAAAAAAAAAGAAAUCA
Molecule: messenger RNA, 2977 nt
Organism: Pyricularia oryzae 70-15
Lineage: Eukaryota; Fungi; Ascomycota; Sordariomycetes; Magnaporthales; Pyriculariaceae
Exons: 2
Coding region: 975-2693 (572 amino acids)
Biological process (GO): DNA-templated transcription
Cellular component (GO): nucleus
Molecular function (GO): DNA binding; zinc ion binding
Source: RefSeq, a predicted model, not a curated record